Molecule: messenger RNA, 2984 nt
Organism: Neocloeon triangulifer
Lineage: Eukaryota; Metazoa; Arthropoda; Insecta; Ephemeroptera; Baetidae
Product: solute carrier family 26 member 6-like
Exons: 13
Coding region: 58-2139 (693 amino acids)
Biological process (GO): transmembrane transport
Cellular component (GO): membrane
Molecular function (GO): sulfate transmembrane transporter activity; bicarbonate transmembrane transporter activity; oxalate transmembrane transporter activity
Source: RefSeq, a predicted model, not a curated record
AAGAAAGUGCGUGCUUUGGCCCGUUUGCAGACCAAAUCGUCCGGCCGACCGGCAGCCAUGUACCUGCCGCCGCUGGAAAACCUUAAGGUCGAAAGACCUGCCCUGACCCAGCAGCAUUUCGACGCCAACUACAAAUACGAGAAGAAGGAGAAGGAUGCCCUCAAAAGUUUCAAGGAGCGCAACCUGGACGGCUUCAAACUGUCAAAAUGGGCCAAGCAGACACUACCCGUGCUCGACUGGGUGCCCAAGUACGACUGGAGGGUAGACGGGCCGUGCGACUUGAUCGCCGGCAUCACCGUCGGCAUCAUGCACAUUCCACAGGGUCUUGGUUAUGCACUUCUGGCCAACGUACCACCGGUGGUGGGCAUCUACAUGGCCUUUUUUCCAAUGAUCCCCUACUUUUUCCUUGGCACAUCUCGUCACAAUUCAAUGGGUACUUUUGCCGUGAUAUGUCUUUUGGUUGGUAAAUCAGUCUCCACCUACGCACUGAAUCCCCUGUAUACACAUGAGGUCACCAAAGAGGUCAAUGGCACUCUUAUAACGUUAACAGAAAUGUAUACGGAACUCGAGAUAGGAACUGCAACCACGUUUUACUGCGCAAUGUGGCAGCUGCUGUUGUACUCCCUGCGUCUCGGCGUCGUGUGCACGUUUCUGUCAGACGCGUUGGUGAGCAGCUUCAUCACCGGCGCCGGCGUCCACAUUUUCACGUCGCAAAUCAAAGAGAUCGUUGGAAUCAAAGUCGCCAAGUUCAAAGGACCCUUCUACAUGCUCUACAUCUACAAAGACAUGCUGGAGAAGAUUUGGGACUCGACUCCAGAGACGCGAACCACCAUGUACGUGGCGCUCAUUAUCUCGGCAAUCUCCAUCGCGCUCCUCGUCACCACAGCUUUCGUCAUCAGGCCGUGGCUGGAGAAAUACACCAAGGUGCCGUUCCCGGCCGAGUUGAUCCUGGUGGUGGCCGGCGUGUACGCCUCGGUGAACCUGCAACUGCCCGACAACUACGGCAUCAGGGACAUCGGCGAAAUCCCCACUGGAUUGCCCGGUCCGCAAGUUCCGCACGUCGGACUCUUCAGCGUUCUGAUCGUGGACAGUUUCGUGACGGCCAUCGUCGCCUACGCCGUCUCCAUGUCAAUGGCCCUCAUUCUGGCCGAGGGCGAGGACUAUGUCGUUGAUCCCAACCAGGAACUUUUGGCUUUGGGCGUUGGAAACUUAGUCAACUCUUUCUUUUCCUGUGUGACGUUCGGAGCUUCCUUGAGCAGAAGUAUGGUGCUCAGAGGCGUGGGUGGCAAAACCCAAUUCACCGGUUUAAUAGCCAGUGGCCUAAUCGUCAUCAUCCUCUUGUGGAUUGCCGACUACUUUGAACCCCUGCCUAGAGCGAUUUUGGCGUCCAUCAUCAUAGUCGCCCUGCGGAAAAUUCUGAUCCAGGUGUUUGAUCUGCCCGUUUUCUGGCGCCGAUCGCGUCUCGACGGCGUGGUGUGGAUUAUUGUUUUCCUCAUUGUGGUCAUCGUGGACGUGGACGUCGGCCUCGGCGUAGGCUUUCUGCUGUCAGUCGGCGCUGUUUUCAUGCAGGGGCUGAAGGCGUACACAAGUCUGCUGGGCCACGUGCCCAAUACUGAUCUCUAUCUCGACACUGACAGAUACAAAGUGGCGCGAGAGGUGCCGGGAAUCAAAAUCGUGCACUACAGGGGCGGUUUGAAUUUCGCCACCAGGGACAGCUUCAAAGACGAGGUGAUCAGAUUGACAGCGAUCGACCCGAAAAGGGAGGCGCGCCGCCGUGACAAGAUUGCCAAAAACAAGAGCAAGAUGCAGGAGUUUGGCGUCACCAACUUUGGCUUCAUGGGCGACAACUUGGGCAGAUCAGAGGCGCCGCCCGCCGAGCCCAAGAUCUUGUGCAUCAUCCUCGACUUAUCCGCGCUGAGCAGCAUUGAUCCUGCAGGCUCGGACAAGAUCAAGUCGUUGGCGCACGACUACAAGCAGGUCGACAUCACCGUCUGCAUCGCUGGCGGAUCAGCCCAAGCCCUGGAGAAAAUGAAGAAGUGCGAGUUAUUCGAGGGGGAAGAUGCCGUUCCCGCGUUUCCCACGGUGCACGACGCCGUGGUCUUUUGCAGACGCGCCAUCAUGGAGACGGAGCGGCUGUAAACGUCGCAAUCAUUUUUAUCAAAAUCCCAUCGUUUGUAUCAAACCGACUGCUGAAAACACGGAUGUAAUAAAUAAUGCACCCUUCCUUUGGUAAAAGAGCUACAAUUCAUUUCACCCCGUUCGAUUGGAAUUUUACGAGUGGACGGAGCCUCGAUUCAAUUUGGUUCAGUCAGACGGCCAAAGUGGCCCGAGAGUCAACAUUUGCAUAAGUGGCUGGCUGGCUGGACGGGCCCAUAUUUUUUUGAUGGACGAGAAGGGAUUUAUUUGCCUACUUACGAGCCGGCGGGUGGGCGAAAUGAUAUUCGGCUGCUGGCCGGGAAAAAUGAGGGAAAAUCCAAUCUGUCGAGCGGAUGGCUUUACGGUCGCCCGAGUGAGUGAGGACAUCAGGUAGAGAGAGGGAUGAGGAAAGAGGGUGGAAGGGGACGCGGCGAAAUUGCAGACAAAAAUGCCUUUCCGGCCGUGUGUCUCUUGGCGUGGGACGAGGGCGGAUUUCCCUUCUCGCUUACCUGCAACAGAAUAAAAAGAGGCGAAAUUAGAGAGAGGCACGUCGUCGGCGGUGAAGAAGCAGUAAAAUGCAAAUCCCAUGCGAGAGAGAAAAAGACGCUUUGGACCCGACCGCGGUAAACGAAGAGGCUUCUACAUUUUCCAGCAGUUUGCUGCUUUAGUGCGACUUUCAACGUGGAACGAAGAACAGCGUUGAUGCUACUUUGGAUUUUAUGCACAAGUUCCGCUUUUUCCUUAGCGAUCGCACUUUUUUUUAAUACCGUUUGAGAUCUUCAAAAUAAGGAAUAAAGGUCAAAAUUUGGAUUCAAGACUAAAUUUGAUAAAACUUGAAUUUAUUUUAG